UCACAUGGGUAUACUCUAAUUCUUUACCAUUGGCGCUGAAAUAUUAACCGGAUUUCACAACAACUAGCUGACUUUGCUUCUGGCGCAAAUGGCGUGCCGCGUACGCAUAUAUUAUUUAAUACGAAGUCGUGCCAGAUAAAGCUUGCUGAUGUACCGCCAGUACCAGUUAAGCCAAAUCCGCAGUUUUGAUUUAAACCAUGAGGACUAUAUUAGAAAACUUGCUCCGGUUCCGUGGCGUAUCAAGGUCAACUGCGGCACCGAUUUUCAUUUCUGUUCUGACUUUGUCUGUGCCAGUCGUGUCACCCAUCAAGAUUAUAACUUCUAGUAACAUUCCAAAUCCGUUCUUUGACAGUACAAAAAUACUUGAUCAAGUCAACGAAUUACGCGAGAACGAAACCUUCCCCGGAACACUCAGCCUGUGCCCGGAUUCGGACACGAAACUGCUCAAUGCCAGCACAGGACAGCGGCACUACGAUGACCUUCGGUCUUUACGUGGGAGGAGCAGUACAACCUUCAAUGCGCCGCUCAGCUAUAUUAUGCACAAUUUUCAGACGUUCCUCGAGCUGAAGGAAUAUGUCGGCCUGCAUGAGGUUGCGCUACAGACCAACAACCGAACAGCAGCUGAACUGCAGGAAGCUCUCACUUACGUCUGGCUGCCCAGUCUCGAAAAGAGCAACUGGACAGCGACGCACGCCGAAAUCCUGGAGAUCCACAACGGAACCAUUCAUUUCUCGAGAGACGGGUCGCCGUUGAUGGUUAUUCGCUACAUUCUACCGGUGUCCGAUGCCAUAUCUCCGGCGAAUUGUUCCAGCCAUCUGCAGCGGUUUCCCUGGAUGUACGCAAGCAACUCCAAAUACCACGAAUUAACCCCCAUUGUUCCACCUUUGAUCGGCAGUUUGGUACAGCGGAUGCAGGAGAAUGGUUUAACAGUUUACGAAGGUCCAGUAUUUUACAAGGACAAUGGUGCUCUGGACUAUGUUUUCCUGCGGGCAAAUUCUACAGACAGCUUCUUGGAUAUUGACCAGUUGAAGGCGGAUAUGACGGAAGUUGUUCAGCAAUCGCGUUUUAAACAACAGUGUGGUAGUGCCGGCAUGAGCGACUGGGAAAUUCAUUUUGGCCAGCUCCAGCCGGGAAUCGUGCCCUCGAGGGAUAAUGGCUCCUUUACUUACGUGAUAGCUAUGUCCAUACCUUUUGUCAUCCGCACGCGGGAGAAGAUCCUAGUCCGCGAUUUUAUGAGCAUGGUACCACUGCUCAACCAUACGGAUCGCUACUAUCUCGUUUCGAAAACAGGGCUCGAGAAAGAUUUCAAGAAUAUUCGUAUAGUCGACAACCCACCACUGAAUACAGCAUUCUCCUUCCGUAUGCACCUGGAUCGUCCACUGAGUGGCCAGUGGUUGCCGCUGCUGGAAGUUGCGAUGCAAUCUCAACUGAACAUCGGCAUGGGUAAAAGUUCCACAGCUGAAGUGCGUCUAUGGGACUUCGAUCCGGAUGCUGCGGUUGUCAAAUUUUUUGUCCUGCUACCGUACCCGGCAUCCCCGCUAAGAGAGGCCCUAGAUGCCAGACUGCCGUAUGCCACCAGCAUCUACCGCAAACUCGAUGGUCUCCAGUUUCGCUUACCAUCGACUAAUGUUACCUAUACGCUGAUGAGAUUUCAUUUACCCGGUCACAUGCAGGAUGUGGUUAAAGCAUCAGCUUCUGCGCCGCAGUGCCAAAGCGAGAGUGCAUGGUCUUGUUUACCGGUAGAAGAGCAGCUAAAGGAAACGUUCUCCUUGUACGUCGAGUGGGUAUCGUUUGUUUCACACAACCAGUACCUGCCGAACGGAUUCUUCAAGGAGCUGCCGAAUUCCGAUAAGGUUUUGGAUGCAUUACAGCAAGCCUUCGCCAUUUCGAACAACCAGACAGGGUACAAUAAUACACUGACCAUCACUGUAACCGAGCGCGAUGAUAAUUUGAAAACAACAAAAGGGCGCGACGCUACCAGAUUUACUUUUGCGCUGACGUAUCCCGAAAUGCCAAGUCAGUUUGAUUGGAAACCUUGGCGCUAUCCAUCAUUUGAUGACCUAAACAGCCUGUUGCAAAGCAUCGCAAAGGUCAAAAUCGUCCGAACUUGGACAGUCGCGGUGUCAGCUUUCAGUUAGCUCAAUUACAAUUUCCGGUUUGUAGCUAAUGUGUAGGACCUUCCAUCGAUUUAGCUGAUCCCAAUCCUUACUUCAGUCUGUAUAAUGUGGGAAAUUUGGAGCUUAAAAACUAAUCGAAAGGCUAUAAAUAAGAGUAUAAAUGUGAGUACAAAGCAAUAUCACAAACAACCGCACCGCAAACGACAUACGUAUUGACAUACAUAUUGACAUUAACUUUAACGACAUGAUAAAACAUUGAAACCGUUGUUGCAAAAUGUUGCGUAAAUGCGCCGCACAUACUCUCUUUAUGUGCACAGAUACGCUUCAUAUGGUUGCGUUGGAGAUUACGCGACAAUUUGUUGCAGAAAGCGAAUACUGAUAUAUUUUGUACUGUUUGUUUGUUAAUGGUAAAAGACCAGGUUUUAUUUGAAUGAUUUGCGUUACGACCCUGAUUAUCCGACCCGCUAACCAAGGAUUUCCUCAGCGGGUAAAACGGUGCCCAGCCUGAUAUCGUCCAGCACUGGUCGACUUCCAACCGGCGUCAAAGCCAGGAAAUUCCGAUCCAUGAGACCGAUGCGGGAGAACUUGAUGUGUACCCAAUAGACGACCAGUUUGUUGUUAGCCAAAACCCUGCCCACCCUGAAGGGGAUUACCAUCUCCCGAUCGAAAACUUUGCAGCUGAACAUCAAACAGAUUAAGCUUGCUUAAAGAUUUAUACGUAUGGAAAUCUGAAGUGCUGCUGCAAAAAAUUUACGUACGCUUACACCAGGCUUCCACUUCAUACUGUUUUUUUUUGCAAUAUAUUGCUCAAAUUCACGGAAGCA
Molecule: messenger RNA, 2941 nt
Organism: Paramacrobiotus metropolitanus
Lineage: Eukaryota; Metazoa; Tardigrada; Eutardigrada; Parachela; Macrobiotidae
Exons: 8
Coding region: 198-2138 (646 amino acids)
Source: RefSeq, a predicted model, not a curated record